Arachis duranensis is the source of this 6191-nucleotide messenger RNA. Its product is annotated as protein NETWORKED 1A-like. The record is from RefSeq and is a predicted model, not a curated record. NCBI's taxonomy places the organism in Eukaryota, Viridiplantae, Streptophyta, Magnoliopsida, Fabales, Fabaceae. Gene Ontology annotation, molecular function: actin filament binding. Gene Ontology annotation, cellular component: plasma membrane.
AGCUGCUGUUUAUGUGAUUCAGAUUCAGAUUGCAUUCCUUCACUUUCAAGGAUCCCGUAAUGCAACAGUUAGUGUUCUCUAAAUAACAAAAAGAGAAAUCAUUCAUCAGCACACACAGCUUUCUUUUUCAUUCUGAAAAAGUGGCUCCUUUUUGACAGUUGGUGAGUCAUUGAGUGUCAGGACCAGCACACCACAUUGUAAUUCUCAGAACCCAUCAUCUCCUAUAGAGAUUUGAGAGAUAGAAGAAGAGUGAGUGAUUCAGGUGUUAGAGAGAGAGAGAAUGGGGUAAUGGUGUUCCCGUUGCUGGAUUCCAGUGCUAUUUUGGGGGGGUGUGGUUUGGUCCGAAAAUGGAUUAAAGUUAGGUUCUUUUUGUGAUUUUCUUAAUGCCCAUUUGCUUAGUUUUUUUUUAUGAUUCUCUGUCUCUUCUGAGUGCUUGCUAGCUCCAAGUUCAUUACACUUGUUCACCUUCAGGAUCUCUUGGUUUCUACCUCAUACUGGUUUGGCCUUCAAAAGAAAGAGAACAGCUGCUUCUGAUUUUAAAUUGUGGGAGCUUAUAAAACAAUAAGCUGUACAUGGAUUAAGAUACUGGAGCUGUAUCCAAUUCACCAGGUAAAAGAAGAGGGAAACAUACCUAAAGAAUCUCCAACUAGAUCAACUGUGGAGGGUGGAAAUCUAUAGACUGUUAGUCUGGCCUGGAUCCAUUAUCAGGCUUUCGCCAAAUCAAAACCAGCUGUGCUCUUGUUCUUGGCAGGAGUCAUGGCAUCAUUGUUACAUUCCGAGUCCAGACGUUUGUAUUCUUGGUGGUGGGAUAGUCACAUAAGCCCAAAGAAUUCCAAAUGGCUUCAGGAAAACCUUACAGACAUGGAUGCCAAAGUCAAAGCAAUGAUCAAACUUAUCGAAGAGGAUGCAGAUUCAUUUGCAAGGAGGGCAGAAAUGUACUAUAAGAAGCGCCCAGAACUCAUGAAAUUAGUUGAGGAGUUCUACCGAGCAUAUCGUGCAUUGGCAGAGAGGUAUGAUCAUGCAACGGGGGAGCUACGCCAUGCCCAUAAGACCAUGGCAGAAGCAUUCCCUAACCAAGCACCUUACUUGUUAAACGAUGAUUCACCAUGUGGUCCUUCUGGCCCUGAGGGUGAACCACGAACACCAGAAAUGCAUCAUCCUAUUUGUGCAUUCUUAGGGCCAGAUGGUGUCAGCAGAAAGGGUCUAAAGCAGCUGAAUGAGCUUCUUGGGUUCUCUCAGUUAUCUGCUGAAAAGCAGAAUCUGAAGACAGAGAGCCAUUCUGAGCAUGCAGGGGGAGAAGAAAAUGAAGUUCAAAACUUGAGGGAAGCCCUGGCUGAAAUACAGUCUGAUAAGGAUUCCAUCUUGCUUCAGUAUCAGAAGAGUUUGGAGAAGUUAUCCGAAAUGGAAAAAGAGCUUCAUGAGGCUCAAGAAGAUGCUGGAGGACUUGAUGAUCGAGCAACCAAAGCUGAGAUUGAAAUCAAAAUAUUAAAGGAAGCUCUGUCUGAGUUAAAAGCUGAGAAGGAUGCUGGUUUAGUUCAGUACAAUCAGUGUCUGGAAAAGGUAGCUAGCUUGGAAAUUACAUUGUCUCUAGCCCAGAAAGAUGCAAAGGGGCAUGAUGAGAGAGCUGCUAAAGCAGAAACCGAAGCAGAAAAUCUAAAGCAGGAACUUGGCACAUUGGAGGCUGAGAAGGAUGCUUGUUUUUAUCAAUAUAAUAAAUGCCUUGAAAAGAUUUCUGUCUUGGAGGCUAAGAUAACACUUGCUGAGGAGAAUAGCAGGAUGCUGAAUGAGCAAAUUGAAAGAGCAGAAAUGGAAGCUAAAUCUCUGAGGAAAAGUCUUGCUGAACUGAAUGAAGAGAAAGAAGCUGUAGCUUUUCUGUACAAGCAGUGCUUGGAGAAGAUAUCUACAAUGGGGAGUGAAAUUCUGCAUGCCCAUGAAACUUCUGAUCGAUUGAAUAGAGAAAUUGAAAUAGGGGCUGAAAAACUAAGGACUGCUGAAGAGCAUUGUGGUAUGUUGGAAAAAUCAAACCGAUCUCUUCAGCUGGAGGCUGACAACCUGGUGCAGAAAAUUUCUGUAAAAGACCAAAAGCUUUUAGAGAAGCAAGCCGAGUUAGAGAGGCUACAGAGUGUGAUGCAUGAAGAGCAUUCUCGCUUCCUUCAAAUUGAAUCUACUCUGCAAACUCUGGAGAAGUCAUAUUCUCAAUCACAAGAGGAGCAAAGAUCUCUUGCCUUGGAGCUUAAACAUGGCCUUCAGCUUUUGGAGGACUUGGAGCUUUCCAAACAAGGUUAUAGGGAAGAAAUGCAACAGAUUGUUGAAGAAAACAGGACACUGAAUAAACUUAAUUUCUCUUCCACUACGUUGUUAAAAAACCAGCAAAUCGAAAUUUUCAAGUUGAAGGACAUCAAAGAGAAUCUCGAGCGAGAGUUUGCUGUAAAAGUUGAAGAAAGCAACGCCCUCCAGCGUGAAUCUCAUCACAUAAAGGAUCAAAUCCAGGGCUUGAGUAGUAGAUAUCAGGCAAUACUGGAAGAAUUAUGGUCUGUAGGCUUGAAUCCCAACUGUUUUGCGGCAUCUGUGAAGGACUUACAAAAUGAGAACUUGAAGCUAAAGGAGGUUUGCAAAAUGGAACAAGAAGAGAAAGAAGCCCUCCAUGAAAGAUCAAAGGACAUGGAUAAAAUUUUGAGGGAAAAUGUCAAUUUGGAAUGUUCCUUGUCAAGCUUGAAUGUGGAGCUAGAUGGAUUGAGGAAUACGGUGAAGAAAUUUCAGGAAUCUUGCCAUGCUCUUCAGGAAGAAAAAUCCAUUCUUGUGUCUGAGAAAUCAUCUCUACUGUCACAGUUACAAAUUAUCACUGAAAGUAUGCAGAAGCUGUUGGAGAAGAAUGCCUUGCUGGAGAAGUCCCUCUGUGAUGCAAAGAUUGAGCUUGAGGGUUUGAGGGCUAAAUCAAGUAGCAUGGAGGAAUUGUGCAAUUCACUGAAUAAUGAGAAGGCGAAUCUUCUAAAUGAAAGAAGCAUCCUGGUAUCUCAAUUAGAGAAUGUUGAAGCAAGACUCGGUAGCCUUGAGAAAAGGUUUACUCGAUUAGAAAAUUUGGAGAAGGUUGUCCUUCAGCUGCGAGAAGAAUAUCAGUUGGGGAAAAAGGACUUUGAAGAAGAACUUGAUAAAGCUGUAAAUGCUCAGGUUGAGAUGUUUAUUUUGCAAAAGUGCAUUGAAGACUUAGAGCAGAAGAACUUUGGUUUAUUAGUUGAAUGCCAAAAGCAUGUUGAGGCAUCAAAGUUUUCUGAUAAAGUAAUCUCGGAAUUGGAGGGUGAAAACCUUAUGCAGCAGAUGGAGGUAGAGUACUUGUUAGAUGAAAUUAGAAAGUUCAAAAAGGGGAUUCAUCAAGUGUUAGGGGCUUUUCAGGUUGAUCCAGAUGGGGGGCAUAGCAAAGGGAUCAAGCAAGAGGAUGCGCCGAUAUUCCAUAUUUUGAAUAAUAUUGAGGGCUUGAAAGGUUCUCUUGUUAAAAGCCAAGAGGAGAAGCAGCGGCUACUUGUAGAGAGUUCUGUCUUCCUAACUUUAAUCUCAGAACAACAAUGUGAGGGAGUAGAAUUGGAGUUGAUGAAAAAAAAUCUGGAGGAAGAGUUUGAGAACACGAGAGAGCAGCAUGCAGAGUUGCAGAAAGAUAAGCUUGAACUUCUGGAGCUGAACAACCAACUGAGUUCUGAAGUGACCAAGGGAGAGGAAAGGGAGAAUACAUUAAAGUCCAAAUUGGAGGCUCUACUUCUUGAGAUGGAAGACUUGCAGAGAACGAAGUUGAUGUUUCAGGAAGAAAAUUCUAAAGUACUUGAGGAAAAAAAUGUCCUGCUUAAGAGUGUUUUGGAACUCAAAGAUGCAAAAUCUGCUGCUGAAGCUGAAAACGGCGAAAUCCUUCGUGAAGCACUGGCUCUGAAAAAUCUCACUUCAGUUUAUGAAAGCUUUGUCACUGAGAAGGUCUUGGAACUAAAAGAACUGGCUGAGCAUGUCCGCAAUCUGCAGCAUAUGAACAGUGAUCUCAAAGAUGAGCUUGUUGUGCUAAAGGACAAGUUUGAGGUGAAAGAAGCAGAGCAUGUUUAUCUGAAAGAGUCAGUUGAGAGGAAGGACACAUAUUUGAAUGAAGCCGAUGACAAAAUUGAUUGUUUAAGUCAACAAAUUGAACGUUCAGAAUAUCUCCUUGAGAAGAAAGAAACAGAGUUGUUAGAAAUGGAGGAAAGGCUAAAGGAUGCAGAGAUGUUGAAUGCAGAGUUUUGCAAAAAUGUUGAGACCUUAAAGAUGGAACAAGUAGAAUCAUGUCUAGUCAACGAAAAUCUAGAGAAGCAGAUCCUUGAACUAUCACAAGGGUGCAUGUUGCACAAAAAGGAAAUUGAACAACUUACUGAAGAAAAUAGAAGUUUGCUGUCUGAGAUGAGAUUAUUACGUGAAGAAGUUGAACAACACAGGGCUAGGGAGGAAACAUUGAACUCAGAGCUUAUGGAUAAAACAAAUGAAUUUGCACUUUGGGAGGCUGAAGCUGCUACAUUCUAUUUUGAUCUUCAGAUUUCGUCCAUAAGCGAAGCAUUGUUGGAAAACAAAGUCAAUGAGCUUACUGGAGUUUGCUCACGGCUUGAAAAUGAAAGUUCUGCGAAAAGCUUGGAGAUUGAACAGAUGACUGAGAGAGUCAAUCUACUGGAAACUGAAGUUGGAGGAUUAAAGGGGCAGUUAUCUGCAUAUAUUCCAGUCAUUAGUUCUUUGAAAGAGGAUUUUGCUUCUUUAGAGCAUACUGCCCUUGUUCAAAUCAACAAAACUUGUGAUAUCGGCAAUCAAGAGCAAAAGGAUGUAGUACUUGAGACCUGUGUUGAAGAAUAUAGCGAUCAAAACAUGCCUGAAGAUAGUACUGUGAUGCCAGAUGGGGUUUCAGAUUUGCUGAGCAUGAAAGCAAGGAUUAGAGCAGUUGAAAGGGCAAUGUUGGAAGAAAUUGAGAGACGAAUCAAAGAGGAAGAUCGAACCACAAAAGUAGAUGCCAGAGCUCAUCUGACUGAAGUGACAGAAGAUUCAAGGGACUACAGAAAAUUGGAGAAGGAGCUCAAGGAUAACCUCAACUUAUGGAGAACAAAAUCAGAGAAUGGAUCAUUGAUGAAAGACAUUCCUCUUGAUCACAUCUCUGAUAAUCCAGCCUCUAAGAAAAGCAGGAGAGAUAAUAGUGGUGGAACGGAUGAUCAGAUGCUUGAAUUAUGGGAAGCUGCAGAGGAGGAUGGCGAUGAUAAUGCCAUGGUUAAUGAAGCAACAAAACAGAGUUCUGCUCCAGCAGAAGAUAUCAUUUUGUACCAUCCAUCGGAUCAUUCUGGAAAAUUCCAAAACACUUCUUCUGAAUUAGAUGUAGAAAGGGAGUUGGGUAUUGACAAGCUCCAGCUGUCAAGAAGUAUAAAAGAGAGAACUCAAGAUGGCAAGAGGAGAAAGAUAUUGGAGAAGCUCAAUUCAAAUGCACAAAAACUAACCGUUCUUAAGAUGAAUGUGCUGGAUUUGAAGACGAAAAUGGAGGCAGUGAAGGGAAUUAAGAAGGGAAAUGAUGCCGAAUGCGACACAGUCAAGAGACAGAUCGAAGAUGUUGAAGGGGCUGUCCUGAAAUUAUCAGAUACUAAUGAUCAGCUCAUGAAGGAUCUCGAAGAGAGCACCCCGUCUUUAAACAAGGUGGUGUCAGCUGAAGCAGAAAAGAGUAGACAAACCCAGAGAAAGAGAGUAGCAGAGCAGGCACGAAGAGAUUCCCAAGAGAUCGGACAGUUGCAGUUCGAGGUGCAGAACAUCCAAUAUGUAAUGCUGAAAUUAGGUGAUGAAAAGAAGAGCAAAGGGAAAAGCAGAUUCUCAGGGAAAACAGUGGUGUUGUUGAGGGACUUCAUUCGCAGUGGCAAGAAAAGCAGCAGCAAAAAGCACAAAAAAGGAUGCUUUUGUGGAUGCUCAAAGCCUUCAACAACUGAGUAAGCCAGAAAAUCUAGUUUCAGUAUAUUGUAAGUAGUUAAUUAAGCAUAACUAGCAUAUUUUAGCUAGUACAUGUGUAAGCUUUAUCAUAAAUUAAGGUGUUAUUAGAGACUUUUAACUUAUCAUAGAAACCUGUCUCAGAUAUUUUUUGCAAAGAAAGUAGCUUCCCUGUUAUGUUAUAGAGCAUGCAUUGUAGAAGACCAUAUCUAUCACUUUUUCUUCGGCAUUAUUGAGUU